UAACUACAUAACUGUUUGUCUGACAUUUGCCUUUUACAGAGAAUGCAGGAAAACUGCAUCAGAAUGGACUAAAUCUGGCCCAGCAGACUUAGGACAUCACCAGGAUACACCGGUAUGUUUCAUAACAGCAGAACUACAGCAGAAAAACUCAUGGAGGAGAAAGAAAAGGAGCUGAGAAAAGCCGCCGGGCGAGGUGAGGAGGACAGAGUUAAACAGCUCCUUGCUGAGGGAGUCAAUGUCAAUGCUGCUGACAACGGCAGAUGGACUGCUCUCCACCAAGCAUCCAUGUACGGCCACACAGGAACUGUACAGGCUUUACUCACAGCUGGAGCAACAAUCGAAGCACGAAGCGACAUGGUAACUUUUCUUGAGUCUGUCUAA
Branchiostoma belcheri (Belcher's lancelet) is the source of this 381-nucleotide messenger RNA. Its product is annotated as ankyrin repeat domain-containing protein 23-like. The coding region runs from base 115 to 381 and encodes 88 amino acids. NCBI's taxonomy places the organism in Eukaryota, Metazoa, Chordata, Leptocardii, Amphioxiformes, Branchiostomatidae. The record is from RefSeq and is a predicted model, not a curated record. Gene Ontology annotation, molecular function: protein binding. The transcript is spliced from 3 exons.